Messenger RNA from Onychostoma macrolepis, 1872 nucleotides. RefSeq names its product G protein signaling modulator 1a (gene gpsm1a). The record is from RefSeq and is a predicted model, not a curated record. Gene Ontology annotation, molecular function: protein binding; GTPase regulator activity. Lineage: Eukaryota; Metazoa; Chordata; Actinopteri; Cypriniformes; Cyprinidae. The transcript has 4 exons. Bases 686 to 1183 code for a protein of 165 amino acids.
UUGAAUGCAUUGUUGCUAAAUGAAAGUACUGCUUAAUUCAGUUUUGUUUUUAAAAAUCUUACUUACCCAAACGGUAGUGUUACAGUUUCCACAAAAAUAUUAAUUCACCCACAAUUUUUUACUAUUUAUUUAGAAUACUAAGUAAUGUUCCUUGAGCACCAACACAGCAUAUUAGAAUAAUUUCUAAAGGAUCAGUCAAUCUAUAUCAUCAUCUCUAUAUCUUUGUCUUUAAAUUUAAAUUCAUUUGAAUUCUACUUGAAUUGCAGCUCUACAUAUUGUUUGCUAUCUAAAAAUUCAGUACAAUUUAAGUCAUUAAUAAUGUUGUAGUUUUUAAAUGAAUUGCUCAACAAGCAAGGUGUGGUGUUUCAUGUCCACAUACUGUACAUUGGGCCACGUAGUGUCUAUUUCUGUGAUUUAAAUACUUUCUAGCUCAAUACUGCCCUCUUGAGGUUGAGAAAAGGUAGAAUGGGCUCUGCAGUGGACUCACACUGUCACACUUUGGUUCUGUCUAGGAAAGACAGACAAUUGUUCUUCAGUUGUGUCAGCUACAUGAGCACAUCUCUUCUUCUCCUCGGAACUGCCUCUGUUCUGUGUGCUGGAGUUGAAAUUUCUCUCCUCAGUUUCUGUUGCUGGAUCUUCAUUCGUAGACUGUGUAAGGCUUUGGAUAGACCCCAGAAGCAGCGGCAUGGAGAACCGGCGCUGCCAGCACCCUCAACAGCCCAAUGCCCAGGCCCAAGAGGCCUCAUCUGGGCCCCAGUCCUCCAUGUCCCAGUCCCCUUUACUGUCUGGAGCCUCCUCCCUCAUCUCUCUUACCCAGACAGAGGAGUUCUUUGACCUGAUAGCCAGUUCCCAGAGCCGCAGACUGGAUGACCAGAGAGCCAGUAUAGGGGACCGUCUGGGCAUCAGAAUACCACAGAACAAUGUGGGACACUUGUGCGAGGCAUGUAGUCCACUGGAACCUAGUGACGAGUUUUUCAACAUGCUCAUAAAGUAUCAGUCUUCCAGAAUCAAUGAUCAGAGGUGCUCUUUGCCACCAGCACCAGACCCAGAUGAAGACUUCUUCAGCCUUAUUCAGAAGGUGCAAUCCAAACGCAUGGAUGAACAACGGGUUUCUUUUCCUUCUGAUGAAAAAGAUGAAACAGACUUAAAUUAUAAGUCCAAAACCUCUGAGGGCUCAAGCUAGAGACUGUGGCACUUCUGAUGCGACUUCCACAAUGUCUUCUGCAAACUCUGACUCUCUGGCUGCACAUUUUAAGAGAUCUUCCAAGGCUGGGGUUAGGGGGGCGUAAUAUAGGUUUAUUUUAAUUAGUAGGAUUAUAUCAUGUUGAAUUGUUUCAUAUUUUUACAGUCACCCUGAAUUACCCUGAGGUGAAUUCAAACCCAACAGAUGUGAUUCAGAGGGAAUGGAAACACUCACAUGUUUGUAUGUUCCAACAAUUGUUCUUUCACAAAAGUGUUUGUGCAGAUUUCAAGCAAAGCAACGCCAUGGAAAACAGGAUGCUUUCCAAGGAUAAUAUUACUAACUACUGUCACACAACACAAUAUAGAUCGGUGUGACAAACAACGGCAGCACAUAAUCUCCAAACAGGUGCGUGUUCAUUUAACUCAAGUGGAAAGUGUGUUUCAGCACACACUGAAUAUGAAUUAACUGAUACCUAGCAGAUGGGAGCAAUUGUAUUUGGCAUGACACUGAAGUUGUAUGGCUCAUGGAUCAGUUCAUGUGGUUGUCUAAUUCUGCUGAUAAGUAAUACAGUAUAAGUAAUACUAAUAGUAACAGACAUCUUUCAGAAGACUUAAGAAAGGCUAAAUCCAUAUUUAGCAUUAAAAAGUGUAUAAUUGUUAGUCUGUGAAAAGUGGAUAGACUCGUUUCAA